Molecule: messenger RNA, 8014 nt
Organism: Podarcis muralis (Common wall lizard)
Lineage: Eukaryota; Metazoa; Chordata; Lepidosauria; Squamata; Lacertidae
Gene: ITGA9
Product: integrin subunit alpha 9
Biological process (GO): cell-matrix adhesion; integrin-mediated signaling pathway; cell-cell adhesion
Cellular component (GO): integrin complex; external side of plasma membrane
Molecular function (GO): integrin binding
Source: RefSeq, a predicted model, not a curated record
UGGCUUGCUCCGGGACGCGGCCAGAAGAGCCCGCGCGCUCCAGCGUCCUGCCGCCGCCGCCGCCCUUGCAAAGUCCCGCGGGGAGCUGCCUGCCGCCCGGGGACUCGCCUCUGGAUGCUCUUUGCUUGCAGGGGCUGCGUGGAUGCGCCAAGCCGAGCGCUGCUGGCUGCUCCGCCCUUCCGCUCUCGGGCCCGGGUCGCGGGGCUCCUGCUGCUGCCGGUCCUCCUCUUCUCCUUCCCGGCGGCAGCAAGAGCAGGCGGCGCCCGACGGAGCUGGGCGGCCGGAUCCUGGCUUGCAAGAGGCGCGCAUUCUCCGCCGAAGAAUGGCUGCUGCGUCCCGCGGGGCGCGCAAGCGGGGCGCGUGUCAAGUGCUGGUGGCGACGCUGUGCGUGGCGCUGGUCUACUCCUAUAACCUCGACCUGGACCACCCGGUGAUUUUCCAAGGACCCAACAACUCUUUCUUCGGCUACUCGGUGCUGGAGCAUUACUAUGACAAUACGCGAUGGGUUUUGGUUGGCGCCCCCAAGGCAGAGUCUAAAUACAGUGCCUCUCUUAAGUCCCCAGGAGCUGUGUUUAAAUGUCGUGUUCACACUAACCCUGACAGGAGAUGCACAGAACUGGAUAUGGGCCGAGCGAAUGUUCAAGGAAUGACCUGCGGGAAGACAUGCAAGGAGGACAGAGAUGAUGAAUGGAUGGGUGUAAGCUUGGCAAGGCAGCCCACAGCUGGAGGAAGUAUCCUGGCCUGUGCACACCGUUGGAAGAAUGUCUACUAUGAGACAGAGUACAUCCUUCCUCACGGUUUCUGCAACAUCAUCCCACCCAAUCUAGGGUCCAAUGGCAAAAGGUUAAUGCCUUGCUAUGAAGAGUAUAAGAAGAAAUAUGGCGAAGAGCAUGGCUCAUGUCAGGCUGGAAUAGCAGGCUACUUCACAGAGGAGCUGGUUGUCAUGGGAGCCCCGGGAUCUUAUUACUGGACCGGGACCAUCAAAGUGCUGAAUCUCACUGACAAUAUUUAUUUCAAGCUGAAUGAUGAAUCUGUGAUAGCCAAGCGGUAUACAUACCUAGGAUAUGCGGUGACAGCGGGUCACUUCUCUCAGCUGACGACGACAGACGUAGUUGGAGGAGCUCCUCAGGAUGGAGGCGUCGGAAAGGUAUAUAUAUUUCGCACUGAUAGGAGGUCUGGUUCUUUAAUAAAGAUCUUUCAGGCUUCUGGUAAAAAGAUGGGCUCUUACUUUGGCUCCUCCUUAUGUGCAGUUGAUCUGAAUUCUGACGGCCUUUCGGACCUCCUGGUGGGAGCGCCCAUGUUUUCCGAGAUCCGGGAUGAGGGUCAAGUCACCGUCUACCUCAGUAGAGGAAAUGGAGUCAUGGAAGAGCAACUUGUUCUGAAUGGUGACAAUGCCUACAACGCACACUUUGGGGAAAGUAUUGCCUCCCUGGGAGAUAUGGAUGAGGAUGGAUUCCCAGAUGUUGCCAUUGGUGCUCCUAAAGAAGAUGACUACGUUGGAUCAGUCUAUAUCUACCAUGGAUCCAUGGGGGGCAUCAUACCUCAAUAUUCUAUGAGGAUACCUGGGAGGAGAGUAAGCCCAAUGUUACAGAUGUUUGGCCAGUCCAUUUCUGGAGGAGUUGACAUGGAUGGAAAUGGCUAUCCAGAUGUGACGAUAGGAGCCUUUAUGUCAAACAAUGUGAUUCUUCUAAGAUCCAGGCCUGUCAUUACUAUGGACAUCUCCAUUUUCCUGCCAGCUUCCAUUGACAUCACAGCUCCCCAGUGCCACGAUGACUUGCAGCCGGUGAACUGCCUAAACGUCACAGCCUGCUUUAGUUUCAGAGGCAAACACGUUCCAGGAACGAUAGGAUUGAACUGUAACCUGACGGCAGAUGUGGCAAAGAAGGAAAAGGGCCACCCCAUCAGGGUUUACUUUGUUUCUUCUGGAGAAGCAGUGGGCCAGAUCACAGAGCAGUUCCAGCUGUCCUAUAUGCAGCAGAAGUGCAAACAGUACCUAGCCUAUGUGAAGAGAAGGGUCAAAGAUGUGAUAUCACCAAUUGUAUUUGAAGCUGCGUAUGAUCUUGGAGACCAUAUCACGGCAAAGGAGGAAAAGGAAUUGCCUUCACUCAAGCCUGUUCUUCGAUGGAAGAGAGGGCAGAAGAUGGCUCAGAGAAACCAGACUGUUUUUGAGAGGAAUUGUCAGUCAGAUGACUGUGCCGCUGAUCUUAACCUUCAGGGGAAACUAUUUCUAUCCAGCAUGGAUGAUAGGGCUCCCUAUCUGGCUUUGGGAGCCGUGAAGAACGUUUCCCUGAACAUCACCAUCUCCAACAUUGGGGACGAUGCGUAUGACACGAACGUUGCCUUCAACUUCUCCAGAGAGCUCUUCUUCAUCAAAAUGUGGCAAAAAGAUGAGAUGGGCAUUGCUUGCGAGUUGCUGGAGCCAGACUCUGACUUUCUGAAGUGCAGCGUGGGCUUCCCCUUCAUGAGAUCAAAGUCAAAGUAUGAGUUCAGCGUCAUCUUUGAUACUAGUCAUUUGUCUGGGGAAGAGGACAUUCUCUCAUUCCUUGUCACUGCUCAGAGUGGGAACCUGGAACACAACCUCCAUGACAACUCUCUCAUCCUGUCUGUUCCCCUGAUGCAUGAAGUGGACUCAUCCAUCACUGGAGUGGUCUCUCCCGGUUCUUUUGUUUAUGGGGAGUCUGUGCCAGCAUCUCAAUUUAUUCAGCUGGAAGAUCUGGAGUGUCAUUUUCAGGAGCUCAACGUCACACUUCAGGUCUACAAUGCUGGCCCAAGCACACUUCCUGGCUCUUUCGUCGACAUUUCGUUUCCGAAUCGUCUCUCGGCUACUGGAGCUGAAAUGUUUCACAUUCAACAGAUGAUGGUUGCCCAGGACAAAGGAAACUGCUCUUUUCAGAAAAAUCCAACCCCAUGUGUCAUUCCUCAAGAAAAGGAGAACAUUUUCCACACAAUAUUUGCCUUUUUUACCAAAUCUGGGAGGAAAGUAUUGGACUGCGAAAGACCAGGCAGGUCCUGCCUAAUUAUACGCUGCAACUUAAGCUCACUAGCUAAAGCGGAAUCACGCAGCAUAGAUGUGCAUAUGCUGUUGAAUACCGAGAUAUUGAAAAAGGACAGUUCAUCCGUCAUCCAGUUUGUAACAAGGGCAAAGGUGAGGGUAGACACAACUAUCCGGGCAGUAGAAGUACCCAAUGGGAAUUCAGAAGAUGCAACAGUGGUCUUUGAGGCCUUGCAUAAUCUGGAGCCUCGUGGUUAUGUGGUUGGAUGGAUCAUUGCUAUCAGCUUGCUGGUGGGAAUUCUCAUCUUCCUGUUUCUGGCUGUGCUGCUGUGGAAGAUUGGCUUCUUCCGCAGAAAAUACAAAGAGAUCAUUGAGGCUGAGAAGAACAGGCAAGAGAAUGAAGACAGCUGGGACUGGGUGCAGAAAAGUCAGUAAACUUCUGGAGGGGAACCUUGAAAGCCCGUUGAUGUGAUACACACUCGCUACCCUAUUGAUCCUGCUCUUGUAUCUUCCAUAUGUGGAAGAAGGAAUCUUCUCCAGAUUUUUCGGAGGCCCUGUUGUUCAUCAUCAUCUUAAGCUAGGGAAUGUAUCCUGAGGCAACCACUGCAGGCAUGUCAGGUGACUGGAGCAAUUUGUACUUUCUGGAAGAGAUGAACCUUGAUAACUGAGCUGCAGUGCAGAACAAUAUUUAUGAAUCCAACACUUGUGGUAUAUACCCUCAGGGGAAGACUGUUGCCUAAAAAAAGUAUUUUUUAUAAAUAUAAGCUUUUUAUACUGAUUUUGACUUUUUAUAUAUUUGUAUCAAUGUUUUAUGUUUUCUAUUGAAUAGCUUUAUAUAUAUAUAUAUAGUUCACUAACAGUGCAGUCUUGUACAUGUCUACUUACAAGUAAGUCCCAUUGAAUUCAAUGGGACUUCCCUCCAGGUAAGCGGGUAUAGGACCGCAGCUUAAAGCACUGAUAUCCAGCUGAAGUCUUGGACAUGCAUAUAUCAUCCAUACUGUACAUUUGAACUUCAGUGCAGAAGAGGCAAGCAGAUGAAACGAGAUGAAACACCCUACGGACGCAAUCCACUAGCCUUGGUGAUGUUGUAUAUAAAGCCUUCAGUGGCACUAAGCCAAAAUCCUUUCAUUAAAAAGGUGGGGGGGGGGAGGGAAGGAAAAUAUUUGAGUUGGGAGCUAAAGAACCAUAAAUGCUGCUCACAUUGGAUUUUGUGUGUGUCUGCUUUUCAGGGAUCUGUCUAUAAAGUAUGUCACAUUCUGGUUUUGUUUUGAAAAAUACACUGCCCUUUUAAAUCUCCCUUCCCACUUGGAUGCAGAUAUGUCAUGCCAUCCUUCCCUAGGAGACCCUUUUCUAAAAUAAGAAGCAGCACUUUUACAAUUUCCAGAACAACCCCUCAGCAGUGUUUUUAGGUAGGACUUGAGUGAUACCAUUUCUUUGCACUUCAAGCAUGGCUUGGGUAGCGAGUGAUGCACCAAACUGAAUACAGCCCCUCCUGGUUUUGCAGUCUCAGGCAGGCAGCACAGACAGGAGGCAUUCUGAAACUUUGUCGACAGCUUCUGAGCUGUGCUUAGUAUAAGAGGGUUGAAUAUGGAGCCUUCCUGAUGUGUAAGGGCAGGCUUCAGGUUGACAAAUUCAGAAAAUUCAUUUAGAAUAAAAUAAGAAUUUUUUCUUCUUCUUUUUUGCAAUUUCCUCCCCCUAAAUGGUUGAUCUAUUUUUUAUUUUUUAAUGUGCCAUCCUCUGUCUAGAACAAAGAUGAAGGAAAACCAGAGGCCAUGGGAAAAGAAGGCAUGGGUUGAGGGAUGUAAAGAAACAGUAUUUAAUGGCAGAGUAUGGGGAAGGGCAGAGAUGCUCAGUUGCGGAACAUCUGUCCCGCAUGCCUAAAAUCCUAGGUUCAGUAAUUGCCAGGAGUGCCCUUGUCCGAAACUUUGGAAAGCUGCUUCUGUUCAUUGAAGAUUAGUCAGAUGGACCAAUGGUCUGAUUCCCAUGUUCCUCAAAUGGAUGCUGUAACAGUACAAUUCUGUACAUGUCUACUCAGAACAGGGGCGGCUCAUCCCAUUUCACCACUUUAGGCAAAACGGGGAGGUGCUGUGCCCGCUCCACUGCCCCUCUGCCCAAACCUCACUUACCGGGGUUGCAGGGCGGCAGCUUCCGGCAAAUCUCGCAAGAACUAGCCGACUUCUUGCGAGAUCGCAUGUAAGUUCCAUGAGAUCUUGCAAGGUCUUGCUGGAAGCUGCUGCUUCUCCUCCCUUCUCUAGUGACAGGGAUGGGCAGCUGCCUCAGUCUGCCUCAUGGCUGGGCCAGCCCUGACCCAGACGUCCCGUGGAGUUCAAUGGGGAUUACUGCCAGCUGCCUGGUUCUAGGACUGCAGCCUAAAUGAUUGGGCUGCAUGUCUGUCAAAAUCACUUUGCUCCCCUCUCUCGACGUGUGGCAUGCUUUAUAGAUGGCAAACUAUUCCUUGCAACCAAAUGACAGGAACUGUCGCUCAUUUUGGCUUCUAUGUACCCUUGUUCGUAGGGCAUAUUGCACUGAAGAAAGCAGCAAUGAAUGUCUUCCUUUGGCUACCCUGACUUCACUGAUAUGUAGUCCUUUGUCAAUGGGAAGGAACUGGGGAGUCAAGAUCUUAUAAAUAUAAACAAAAGAAACUCCCAUUAUCUAAUGCCUGGUUAUUUUAUGAUUGUUUAUCUGUCCCUGUUACCACCUAUCUUUUGUUUUUGUGACUGCUGUGCAAGGUCAGAUCAGAAACCUAUGCUUAGAUAAAGAAAUAUUCCCAUGGUUCAGCUGAGAUUUAUAUUGAAAGUCCAGCAGUUUACACAUUGGACCUCACUGGUUAUCAGUAAGGUUUCGCUAGCAGAAUUUGCUGCAUGUCCCUCUAUGUAAAUAAGGCUAGAUUAAGAUUGGGCAUACACUGGCAAUAGAAAUUUUCAUCAGGUUUGUUGACAAAUUACAAUAGCAGGUAGUGGUGUUCAGCACAAGAAAACAGGUAUUUAUGUUUAGCGCCUGAAUUCAUCUCUCAUAAUGUUUAAAGCAAUCACACGUUACAUUAAGAUGGGAUAUGUAUUAACUUCAGGUGCCUUUCUUGGUAAAACAAAAAUCUUCUCUUUGGUAAUGAUUCUUUAACAUGUUUUCUUGCAGCUCCAUCCUAAUGGAUUAUAGCAUGGUGAAUUCUUAAGUGACUGUUGGGAAUAGCUCAGUCCUCACUUUGGGGUUGUACUGUCUUAAUGUCAUUUGGGAAUGAGAUUGCCUGAAACAAUAUACAAUGUAAAUUUCAGAGUUUUAUGGAACCACGUGGAAGAGUAGGCCAGUUUUCAAGUAACAGCCAUGACUUUCUGAAUGCCUUGCUAUGUUUGGCCGAGGUGGCACUGCCAAACACAUGAGGCUGACCAUAGCUCAUCUACUCCAGCAAGUUCUAGGAGUGACUUACCAAGAAGGCCGGUGGGGUUCUUUCCAAACCCUCCUACCUGAGUUCCUUUGUGCUGGAGCUUGACAGCUGUGAUCUUAUGAACCUGUGGCUUUUUCCAUGCCAGGUAUAUUCUCUGCCUCUGAGGUCUGUACUAUUUAACAAUGGCACUUCCAAAUUAGCUCUUCAGUUGAAACAUGCAUUGGGUUUUACAUAGCUAACCACGUAGUCAUGCACAUUCAGUUGGUUGCAGCUUCUUCGUACUGUCUGAAGGGAAAUGCAGGCUGUGUCUGGUGACCUCUUCGGAUGUUACAAAGAAUGUGCAAAUGGCUACGAGUUCAACUGUGGUACUUUUACAGUGUACCGCAAGGUGACAUCCUGGCCUUAUGACUCAGGAGCAAGACUAGCUUGAACGUGCUCUUUGCAUAUCAGUGGCCGUCAUGCCUCUCAUUCCACUUGUAAGAAGCAUGUGGAAUCCUUAUUCCGCCCACAAUUUUUUGCUCCAGAGCUUUCCCUGCUCUUUAAAGCUCAAUCAGAGCAAACAGCAAUCCACAGAAGACACAAAUUGCUCCAAUUCAGCUUUAACUCUUUGUAUUGCUGCUAAUUUCCACCAGCCCAGUCUUUCGGUUUGUGAGCUUUCACUUUAUAUCACCGAUAAUGCAGGCAAACAUUGUGACAUUAAUAAUAAGUUUAAAAAGAUUAAGAGCACCUCCAGCAUCCAGUCACAUGGCGUCUCUUUGAUUAUUUGCAUAUACUAACAAACCAUAGACAUGAGGAGGAAAUUAAAACCAUGAUAGUUCCCAAAGAAAACUCACACAAAACCACAGAAAUAUUUAUUUGCCGUUGCAAUAUUUUUUUUGUACAGUUUGAAGGUUUUCUCAGUGAUUGUAACAUGAAUUCCUGAACAGAUAACCAAUAUAGUUUUUAAUGUGGAAUAAACCAUUUCUUCAAAAUCAGCCUGCUAUGGAAGGGCUUUGCUAAGCGACCCAGGAAGUAAAAUAAGACUGCUUCAAUAUUGCAAAGUUAUACCUCAGCACAUUAAAAGAAGCAGCUAUGCAAUACCACAGACUGCCCCUUCUAACCACCAGCUGGUCUUGUUAAUGGACAAAUAUUAAUAUUGACAAAUUAAAUUGGUAUAUUAAAGAAUGGCCUUCAGUUGCACUAUUAUAUGUAAGAAUUAGAUCAAAUUUUAUCCUGGUGGGAUCCUACUGAUUUGAUUGUUUAUGUGCCAGGAGAGGAUUUGGUUCCACAUGUCUGCUUAUUUUCACAAGCUGAGAGGCAUGUUGAAAUAUUAUUAAUAUUAUUAGCCAGAAUAUCAUAAAAAGUAGCAAUCAAGUACAGAAAUGUUUGCAUUCUAUUAUCUGCACUUUCUCUUCAAAUCUUCAGAAUUUGUCCCCAAAGGCCAAAACAAGGUCUCUGCAAAAGCAACAGCAACAAUUAAUUAAAACAUAGACAACGUGCUGCCCUUCUGUGGCACCCAAAAUUAGCUCCUUGAGCUGCCCACCUCACAUUGCCUAAUGUCAAUUGCCAGGGAUGGAUAGUCCAAAAUAUCCACAGGGCACCAGGUUAUUUCAGCACCCCUCCCUCAAAAACUAGAAUUUGGCUGGAUUAUUGAUUAUAUCUAA